AUGGUCACGGCCCACCGCAGGCACCCCUCGAGGUCGGGCAGCCCAUGGCUGCUGGUUCUGCUGGUGCUUCUGCUGCUCGGGGGCUCUCCGGGCAGCUGGGCAAGCUACCUGAGAAGGUCCUCCAUCUGCACGGCCAUCCCCAACAGCAUGGCCUUGUGCUACGACAUCGGUUACUCUGAGAUGAGGAUUCCUAAUCUGCUGGAGCAUGAAACCAUGCCAGAAGUGAUCCAGCAGUCCUCCAGCUGGCUGCCCUUACUUGCCAGAGAGUGUCAUCCAGAUGCUAGGAUUUUCCUCUGCUCCCUCUUUGCACCAAUCUGCUUGGACAGGCUCAUCUACCCCUGUCGCAGCUUGUGUGAAGCUGUCAAGAGAAGCUGUGCACCCGUCAUGGCUUGUUAUGGUUACCCAUGGCCUGAAAUCCUGAACUGCAACAAGUUUCCUGCAGAUCACGAGCUGUGCAUCUCAGCAGUCUCCACUGAUGAAAAUUCCUCAAGCAGGAGAACAGUGCCCCGAGCCAGCUGCAAGGAUUGUGAGCUCGAGGAGGCCAGCACUGCCAGGGAGAUCCUGGAGAACCUCUGUGCCAGUGAUUUUGCUGUGAAAAUCAGGAUCUUCAGGAAGAACACAACAACAACCGUCUCCGACUUCGACCUGGACCCUUCCCGGGUGGAGGUCUUGAAGCACGGCCCGCUCCUCCGAACUGAAAUCCCCGCCAGGCUCCAGCAGUGGCUGGACAUAGAUGCCACGUGCGCUCACAACAUCAUGCGAGGCACUCACGCAGGCGUCUUUGUCGUAAGCGGGGAAACGCAGAGCGACAAAGUCGUGGUCAACAAGGCCUACGCCUGGCACAAGAACAGGAACCUGCACCAGGCGGUGCGGAGAUGGAAACAUCAUCGCUGCCCGGAACAGCCUGGCAGGAAGGUCUGA
This is a messenger RNA of Rhea pennata, 921 nucleotides long. RefSeq names its product secreted frizzled-related protein 5-like. Gene Ontology annotation, biological process: canonical Wnt signaling pathway; non-canonical Wnt signaling pathway. Gene Ontology annotation, molecular function: Wnt-protein binding. Bases 1 to 921 code for a protein of 306 amino acids. The transcript has 4 exons. The record is from RefSeq and is a predicted model, not a curated record. Lineage: Eukaryota; Metazoa; Chordata; Aves; Rheiformes; Rheidae.